Molecule: messenger RNA, 5535 nt
Organism: Homarus americanus (American lobster)
Lineage: Eukaryota; Metazoa; Arthropoda; Malacostraca; Decapoda; Nephropidae
Exons: 9
Coding region: 100-1824 (574 amino acids)
Molecular function (GO): protein binding
Source: RefSeq, a predicted model, not a curated record
GCCAUCAGUGUGUACAUUAGUUCCAUGGCGUCUGCCUGCAAAUUUGCUGCUCUUAUGAAAUUCCGUUUCCUGCCGUGUUACACUUAGUUCGGGACUCUGAUGGAGUUCCCCGAGGACUUCACACAUAAGAAUGAUGCAUGUUUUCACUGCACCGGCUUCUACGGGCCAAACUUUAUUCAGCCCCUGUGUACCACCUGUCACUCCUUCCUCUACCCAGAUGAUCCCUCUAAACUACCCAGUGUUGGCCCAUAUCAAGAGAAAACUGAUGAUGGAGAUUCGGGGAAUGAAGAACCACGUGAACCUGGAGACUAUUAUCAGACGCAGGAACAAGUCCAGCAGCCACAGCAACAACAGCAUUAUCAGUUACAUCAUAUAGAACAGCAGUUCCAGCAGCAGGCACAACAACAGGAGGGAAGUGUUGGGACAAAUGUGUUAGUGAACAGCGAAACAGAAACUGACGACUAUGAUUUUGUGGAAGGUGCUGCUGCAGAUAGCAUGGAUGUUGGCAUUAGUGAAUCACCUAUAGCUUCUGCUGUUGAAUUAUCUGGUGCAGGGAUAUCAACCGGCAUGUCUGGAACUACAGGAGGACAGCCGCUGGCCAGUAUUGCUGGGACCUCCGGGACAGUCAGUGUUGGCAUUUUAGGAAGUAUGGUUGGUGGAGCUGCAGCAAGUGUGGGUGUUAAUUCAAGUGCUGGUAUGCUAGCCAUGGGAUCAUCAGGUGGAGGAUUACCUGGAGCUACUGGAGGACUACCUGGAGCUGGAGGAGGACUACCUGGAGCUGGAGGAGGACUACCUGGAGCUGGAGGAGGGUUAUCUGGACCUGGAGGAGGAUUAUCAGGAAGAAAUAUUGCUGGUCAAGGAGGAGGUGGCGGUAGUCUUCGAUUGCCAGAUACAAGGAGACCUCUUGUUAUGAACGCUGAUGGAAGAAUGGUUGCAGUACGGGAGACUCUUCAAGAGCAGAUAAUCAAUCUAACUUGUCCUCGCCCUCCAGAAAACCUCGACCCAACCCUGAUACAUCGCAUGCCUCCAGAAGUUUGGGUGUUGGUGUUUGAUCUUCUGGAUGACAUGACAUUGUGGUCUGUGGGGCGUGUGUGUCGCCGUUGGCAGGAGCUAGUGAACCGCUAUGUGUCUGAUGAUCAGUGGCAGAAGUAUACACAGUGUAGAUGGCCACUGUAUACACCUCUCUUCAAGGAUGUUCCCUGGCAGAUGGUGUAUACCAAGUUGACAGAAAGUGCUCCCUGUCACAUGUGUCUUCACCAGAUGUCCCUUCUCACACCACCUCACAACAGUGAAAAUUCAUGGAGAAGAAAUCGUCUGCGAAAUGAACUUAGAACACUUCGGUCGGACCCACCUGAAGGUAUACAAGCGUCACCAUUGGAUAAGAUGUCUCUGCACUGGCAGGCUUCAAUACGUGGUCCUGGGGGUUCCCCAUAUGAGGGAGGGACAUUUUUCUUGUAUAUCCAAAUACCUCAUAGCUACCCACUGUGUCCACCCAUUGUGCGCUUUAUCACCAAGAUCUUCCACCCUAAUGUCUCCAGGCACGGAGACAUUGGGAUCGACUCCAUACAGCACAACUGGUCUUUAGCUCUCACCAUCUCCAAGGUCCUUAUUUCAAUACAGUCACUACUCACUGAUCCAUACACCAAGGUAUGUAUGGAACCUGAGAUAGGGAGAUUGUAUGAUACUGACAAAAAACAGUUUGAGUGUGUGGCCACAUCUUGGACCUGGAAGCACGCCAUGCAUGAUGCCCUCAUCCCAGAGCCGGUCCAAACUCCCACCCUGAGGCGCAGUUUUGGAACAUGUGGCACUUCAUCUGGGUCAUGAGAGGAGUGUCAGACUCGUGUCACCCUACAUUUAGUUUCAUCUGGUGGACAAACUUUAAGAUACCAGAGAACAUGUAAAAACAAGCAGAAAAUGGUCUUAAAGUGCUUUCUUCUUGUCGUCUUUUGUCUGGCCCAUAGAAUGUAGUAAGUUGACCAUGGAGUUAUGUUCAUAUUAAAGCUAGUACUCGGCUGUCAUCAUUAAGUGGAUGAGCAAAAGGUGUUGUUAUGCCAUUUCAUGUUAUUCAGACAUUACAAUAUUAACACAGUAAAGUCCCAUUGUAUACAAAAAGAGAUCCGGACCAAAGCACUAUUCAGAAUAUUGUAGUGAAAUUAUCUGUGAAAUGAAGUUUGUCAAUUGUAAUCAACAGAAUACUUCUCUUUUGACAAGAAGCUUCCUUAUACUAUGUCUGCCCUUUAAGACACUCUACAGAGUAUUCAAAAGAUACAUUAGUUUCUAUAAGGUUAUAAAACUGCUUCACUUCACUGCUCUGUCCAUAACUAAGCGAAAAUCUCAUUUAACUUUGGAAACUUGAACUUUAUUCUAUGGUAUUUGUUUCUGGGACUUCCUCACUGCCUCAAUGACUCCAAGGUGGUGUAAAUCACCUGUUUAUGCUCUGGAGUAGGUAAUGCUGGAGACCAUUGAACUUACUGUAUUUUGGAUACCAUAGUUAAAAUAGGGAUGCAGUUAAUGAACACAAACUAAACAUGUUUAUCGAGUAUAUUAAGACUCUUUGUUUCCAUCAUGCAUAGCAGCUAAUUGUGGAGCAACUCAAUGCCAAGUUUAGCUGUUUUGUAAUUUAAUUCUUUCCAUUUUAAAAAACUGUACAGUACCAGUAUUGUGUAACCAGUCUUGCAUUUGGAAAAAAGAGAUUUUCAUUAGGUUGCAUAUGUGUGAUAAUGGGAUUUUACUGUACAGUACUGUAUAUUGCUUGGAAUUUAUUCUGCUUAUCCAUUUAAAUUUACAAAAACUUUGAUGGAACAUUUUGCAACUGUUAAGAUGCAUUCUUGUUGGUGAAAUUUAUGAAAAUGUUUCCUGUGGUCACUAAUCUCAGGGAUGUGCAAACUACAAAAUCCUAUGAACAUGUCAACACUUUUUUGGAUCAAUGCACAAGAUAUAAAAUGGUGUACGUAAGUGCGCAUAAAAGCCUUUCAUUAAUUCAUACUUUUAUGCAAAACAUCAUUAUUCAGAGGCAACAACCACACAAUAAUACAGGAAUUCAAGGAAGUUUGAUACUAAAAAUUAGCAAUUCAAAAAGCUCUUCAUAAAACUGUUGAUAAUUCACAGAGCAAAAUGACACAGACCAGACAACAGAUUAUAUUCUGGUGAAUUUGUACCUAUUGGUUAAAAUGAAUUUACAGCUCUGAAAAUAUAAUCUGGUCAUGAAUAUGAAAAGAUAUUUGACGGAUUCCAUUAAUUUAAGCUUCAGGCAUGUAGAAACAGAAGGUGACUCUAGACAACUGUGCAAUACUUGCAAUCAGUCACGUGUAACUCACAAAGUAAAUACCAUAGAACAUUAUUUAACUCACGUUCAUGGAACAUAAGACGACGACACCAAGAGCGCUCGGUCAAGAUCACGUGCAGGAUGAAUGUAACCAAGAGUGAACACAACCUCUGUUUCCUGUACUUUUCAUCCUUGUACUCUUCCUGCUAUAACAUAUAAGCCACUCAACAUCAAACUCUCCUGUUAUUUGCAUCGUUUAACAGUCAACCUUCAUAUUCACAGACAAUAUUAUGUUGUGCUUAAAUCACAUCUUGAAAUACUAUACUGUAUGUAAGGUAUUUAAAAAUUUUUGGAGAAUUUCAAUAUCAGCGGCUAAACUGAUAUUAAAAAGCUCUCGUGCCUUUCAUGUCAAAUACUAUAACUUAACUUACUCACAAGAAUAUUCUCAGAAAAUUUAGUUUGUAUUUUGCAUAAUUAGAGUGAUUGCACACCCCUGGGUUUAUUUUUGGCCAUAUGAUGAUGAUGAUGAUAAAAUUAAUGUUUACAGAUGAACACAAACCUGAUAAACAUUUGGACUAAAGGAGUACUUUGAUUUACGAGAGGGAUACAUUCCUGAAAACUUUUCAUAAAUUGAGGGUUUUUUUUGUAAAUCGAAGCCAUUUUUCACAUGAAGAAAAAAUGUCCCCAAACGUAAAAAUACAAAUUAAAAAAAAAAAAUUGUGGGAAACAAUACUUCUAAGCAUAUGUAUUAAUGUUAAUAAGAUUAAUAAAACAGUAUAAUGCGUACAGUAUCAAGUUUAUUUAAUAUGUUUUAGAAUAGUGAUAUUCCGUUAGCUGGAAUAAUUAGUGCAGAUGUCUUCCGAGGAUGAGGGUUUUCCGGGUAAUAGGACGACUCUCAAACCUGGAAAAAAUCCCAUAUCCUUGGAAUUUUUCUGGGUACUGAGAAAUGUUUCUUGGAAUUUUCCAGAAUGACGUAUUAAUUUAUCCUCGGAAUUUGCUCCUAAACCCGGAAAAAAAUAUUGAUGAGAGUUUCCAGAAGAUUUCUCUGAAUUUUCCAGAAAAUGUGCAUGAUCUUCAACCUCAAAAUUUGUUCCCAGACGUGAAAAAUAAAUCUUUGGAGAGAUUUUCCGGAAUUUUCAGAAAAUACUCCUGAUUUUCAACCUCAGAAACUAGUUCACAGACCUGGAAUUGAGAGAUAUUGGAGAGUUCUGCUUAAUGGAGGUGCAGUAUUGUAUUGUAUUACUGUACACUCACCAAAAACUUCUCCAAUGCUAUAGGCACAAUGCAAUCUGAAAAAUGAACUAAGAAUCUGAAACCAUUCCGAGAUGACAAGCCCCAUUCUGCUCAUUUUCACACCCAUCGUGCCCAGGUGUUGGAGAAGUUUUGGUUGAGAGUAUACAGUAUUCUACUUAUGGAAACUAGGUGGUCGGUGUUGGGUCUAAAAAACAUUCAGAGCAAUUGAUGGAACAUUUAUGGCUAUUAUCAAGAUUAUUGGGUAUGACCUGACAAUUAAAUUCCUCUUGUUGUAUGUGGCCUGAGUUAAGGUCACUGUCAUGUUCUUGUUGGUAUGCAUAUGACAGAUUCAUCAAUUUCUUCCUCCAUAUCAACAUACCAUAAUUGAAGUACAGUAAUCAGUUAUAAAUUUGUCUCUCUUAUUUGGUGGUUGGUUAGCCAUACUGUAAUUUUAGAUCAAUACAGUAUACAGUAUCACCUUCAUAUGACAUAUUAUCUGUAGAUGUGUACUGUAUAUAAGCACAGUAAUGUUGCUACACUAGCCUGCACUACAGUACUGUACACUUUUUACUGUCUGUGUUCAGCAAGGGGAUGCCCUCAGAUGCCUGUGUCAGCAACUCAGCAGUUUCCAAUAUUAAAAAAAAAUAUGGUACUGUAAAAGUUUUUCGUAAAAGUGGGGUUUUCGUUCGUACAGUGAAGUGCUGGAAGAAAAAAUUGUAUUAUAGUAUUAGCGAAUUUUCGUAAAUCGAAGCUCUCUUGUACAGUACUAAUAUCACACUUAAAAGAAAUUUCCAAUAAUAUUUUUUGCCAUGAGUCAUAUCCACACUGGUUGAAAAAUCUCAAAGAUAAUUAUCAUGUGUAAAAUUUUCUUUCAGGUAAAAUGUACCAUGUAUUUUAUUUAACCAUUAUAUUUUUAGUACAAAUUAUUUUGUAUUCUUUUUAAUAUGUACAGUCUCGUUCAAGAUUCUCCGAACACUGCUGGAGACAGCUGGCAACUCAAGGCCGUUUGUUUACUAAAGUACGAAGUAAAAAUUAUG